Theobroma cacao (cacao) is the source of this 1500-nucleotide messenger RNA. Its product is annotated as Protein phosphatase 2C family protein. Gene Ontology annotation, biological process: protein dephosphorylation. NCBI's taxonomy places the organism in Eukaryota, Viridiplantae, Streptophyta, Magnoliopsida, Malvales, Malvaceae. The record is from RefSeq and is a predicted model, not a curated record. Gene Ontology annotation, molecular function: protein serine/threonine phosphatase activity.
AUUCCAUCUCCAAACAUUCUCUUUCCCGUCGUCAGUUGACAUCGAGAAAAAAGAGUUCCAUUUUCUUUCUCAGUACCCAAACAGCUAUCUUUUGCCCGUGUCAAAGCCACAAUGAGCGAAACCGCCAGCUCAAUCAUCUCAAAUUCCGAACCCAACCUCAAGCGCCAACCUGAAGUCGACGACGAAACCUCUGAUUCGGCGGCAAAGAAACCCAAAACUGAAACUCCGGUUCAAGAAGAAACAGAGAAAGAAGAAGUGAAAGAGAAGUCAUUGGAGAUAGAAGCUUCUGUAGCAGAGGAUAAAGGGUCCAGGCAUACCAUGGAGGAUGCCUGGGUUAUCAUGCUCGAUGCUACCUUGAAUUCUCCUGGAAAAUUAAGGUGUGGGCAUUUUGCGAUAUACGACGGGCACGGGGGGCGGUUAGCGGCGGAGUAUGCUCAAAAUCAUUUGCACGCUAAUGUCGUUUCUUCUGGCUUACCACGUGAGUUGUUAGAUGUGAAAGCUGCCAAAAAGGCUAUUCUUGAUGGUUUCCGGAAGACUGAUGAGGCUUUACUUCAAGAAAGUUCUUCAGGGGGAUGGCAAGAUGGUGCUACAGCUGUAUGCCUGUGGGUGAUUGAAAAAACGGUUUUUGUUGCAAACAUUGGGGAUGCAAAAGCAGUAGUGGCACGAUCUGCUGAUGGUUCAGAUAAAGCAAGUCCAUUGAAGGCCAUUGUCUUGACCAGGGAGCAUAAAGCCAUAUAUCCACAGGAACGUGCUCGCAUUCAGAAGGCUGGUGGUACUGUGAGUUCAAAUGGACGAUUGCAGGGGCGCCUUGAAGUGUCUCGGGCAUUUGGAGAUCGCCAAUUCAAAAAGGUUGGUGUUGUUGCUACUCCAGAUAUUCAUUCUUUUGACCUAACAGAUAGAGAACACUUCAUUAUUCUUGGUUGUGAUGGCCUCUGGGGGGUAUUUGGAGCAAGUGAUGCUGUUGAAUUUGUUCAGAAGUUACUGAAGGAGGGUUUACCUGUUACAGCUGUCAGUCGCCGUCUUGUAAGGGAAGCUGUUCGUGAGAGACGUUGUAAAGAUAACUGCACUGCAAUUGUUAUUUUUUUCAGGCACAAGUGAUUCUAGUAUUAACAAUCAUAGCUUCCAGGCUUGCUUUCUUGCUCUUGGGUGCCAAUUUUGAAGAGGUUUAUUUCUUCUUUGAUUGCACAAUCUGCAAAAGGAAUGCCCAUUAGCUGAUACUAUGCCGAAUCAUUCAGUUUUGCUUUUCAUGUUAGCUGAAUUAUGACUUUUUGGCAGGUUGUUUUGGCUAGUUAGGCACUCAGCGCCAAUGGUAAAAAUUGUAUCAAAUGUUUAUGAAAGCUGUUUGACUUGUGUUCCUUUCUGUAACAAGUUGCCGGGCAUUUAGAUAAGAUAACUCAUGGUUGUAAGUUGUACCCUUGAAUUCUGGAGAUGGAUGUCUACUGCUUGUUUUACAAGCAAAAACAUUUAGUAAAUCAGUGCUUGUUGGCAGUCAUUUUUCAA